AAACAUAGCCACAAUGGGAAUUACUCUUAAUUUAACAGACAAUCAGAUUACUGAUCUGGCUCAUUUCAUGGGGCGCCAUGAGAAAAUACAUAUGGAAAUAUACAGAAUAGUUAAAGAUAUUACAGAAGUAUCACAGCUUCUAGAGGCUGCACAAGGCGUAAGAGAUGCAGCAAACAAUUUAAUUGAGGAAAGCGACAGUGAGAAUGAAAUUGAUAACAGCAUAGAAAUCACAGCUAAUAAAACAUUUAAUAAAAUUGAUUAUUUGCAACAAUCGAGUGAUAGCUCAUUAUCAACCCCAACGUAUAAAAAACGUACAAAGACUGAAAUAAAAGCUGUAAAAAAGAAACGCAGAUCAGAAGAAGUAUUUGUGGUACCUGUUAAACGGACAACUUGGACAGAAGAGGAGAAAAGAAUUGUAUUAGAAAAAUUUGAAGAACCAUUACGAUCUGAUGUAACAAUAACUGGAAAGGAAAUGCAGGAUCUUAUAUUUAAUUCUCCAUGUCUGGCUAAGAGAACAGUUCCACAAAUGAGAAUAUAG
Trachymyrmex cornetzi is the source of this 538-nucleotide messenger RNA. RefSeq lists its product as uncharacterized. Bases 14 to 538 code for a protein of 174 amino acids. The record is from RefSeq and is a predicted model, not a curated record. NCBI's taxonomy places the organism in Eukaryota, Metazoa, Arthropoda, Insecta, Hymenoptera, Formicidae. The transcript has 3 exons.